GUAGACAGAUUCCCUGUGUAUAGCAUGGCGACUCCAACAAUUGCUGGUGCAAAAGAGAUGCUAGCAUAUUUAGGUGCCAAGCCUAAAGCAGAAGGAUCUGUUGCUCAUAAAGUAGUAUUAACUGAUCUGAGGGAAGAAGCAGUUGUUUACAUUAAUGGCACACCAUUUGUCCUAAGGGACCUAAAUAAGCCAGUAGAUACACUCAAGCACAUGGGAAUUACUGGUCCUGUGGUGGAACACAUGGAGGCACGACUAAAAGAAGAUAUAUUAUCUGAGGUCAGAAAGUCUGGUGGACGGAUGCUUUUACAUCGUGAAGAAUAUAGUCCAGCACUAAAUCAGUCCCGUGUCAUAGGAUACUGGGAAAACAUCUUAGCAGAUGAUGUGAAGACACCUGCUGAAGUAUAUGCUGCUCUGAAAGAUGAGGGUUAUAAUAUUAUGUAUAGGAGAAUACCAUUGACUAGAGAGAGAGAGGCUUUAGCUUCUGAUGUUGAUGCAAUCCAGUGCUGUAAAGAUGAUGCUGCAGGGUGUUACCUUUUUGUAUCACACACAGGGUUUGGAGGAGUUGCAUAUGCAAUGGCAAUCAUUUGUAUUAGACUUGGUGCUGAGGAAAACUUUGCAUCAAAAAUUCCGGAGUCAUUGGUUGAUACAAAUCUACCCUCUAUGAAUGAAGAGAACUUGCCUUCUCGAGCUUCUGAUGAAGAAGCACGCAAGAUGGGUGAUUACCGUGACAUACUAAGCCUUACAAGAGUACUUGUGUAUGGUCCCCAAAGCAAAGCAGAUGUUGACAUUGUUAUUGAAAGGUGUGCAGGUGCAGGGCAUUUACGAAAUGAUAUUCUUGAUUAUAGUAAGGAACUUGGGAAUUUCCCAAAUGCUGAUGAUGAGCACGGAGCUUACCUCAUGGAUAUGGGUAUAAAGGCUUUAAGGCGGUAUUUCUUCUUAAUCACCUUCAGGUCCUACCUUUACAGCACCUCUGCAGCUGAGAUGGAAUUCACAUCGUGGAUGGAUGCGAGGCCGGAACUUGGACAUCUUUGUAACAACCUUAGAAUAGAUAAAUGAUUUCAGGCGUAUAGCAAUGCUCAUAAAUUAAAUUUAUGUAUAGCUGCCAAUGCCUAGAAAGUGAUUUUAUUUCUAGCAAAGAUGAAGGGUACACAUGCGAAGAGUAGACUAGCUUAGUUGGCCGCCCAACUUACCAGCAAAGAUGGAACCCUAGACCGGGGGAAAGGGAAGCCUUCCCUUGAAUCCCAACCGCACCCAUCUAGAGUCUAGAAUCCAAAUUCUUAAUAGGGAAGGGGGAGACAUCACCCAGUUAAAAGGUCUAUGAUUACGUAAAAAUAAUGAUUUUUUUUGUGCAUUUCUUAGAAAUUUUAAUAAUAGAUUAUAAUAGUGGGAUAAAAUUAUCUUAAUAAUUUUAAUUAAUGUGAGAGAGAGAGAGAGAGAGAGAGAGAGAGAGAGCAUAAAUUGCAUUAUGGUGGUGAAAGAGUAUGUAGUGCUUCUGUUUUCAAGUUUACUUGGCUACCUCUUAAUGUUGAUUGACGGUUGGGACUACGCCUAAUGAAGCGGGGUCACUAGUUUGAAUCUUC
Molecule: messenger RNA, 1580 nt
Organism: Corylus avellana
Lineage: Eukaryota; Viridiplantae; Streptophyta; Magnoliopsida; Fagales; Betulaceae
Source: RefSeq, a predicted model, not a curated record